UGAUCGAUUUCCUUUAAAAUUUGUAACAUCGAUUCCUCUCCAAGCUUUGAUCCAAGACACUAUGUGAAAGUUGGACUGGUGUAAGGACUGUCGAGAUGUCUGGGAGAAACUGGCGCGGUGUUUAAGCAAGACAAAAAGUUGCGAGCAAAUUCAAGAAAUUUCUUUGACGUGUGCCACUUAUUCAAUGGCUUACAGGGGUUGCCUUACCCUGUACUGCGGUCACUGCAACACAGGGCUGGCUACCGUGGAUAUUUUAAUGUUAGCUACAGUUCCUCCAUCAGCGACGCAUAUGGCCAUUAAGAAAGAGAAGGAAGAAGAAGCCUACAAAACACUUAGAAAGAUUCCAAACCCUGACGCUAAAAAAGCCUCUUUUUCUCCUUACAAAAUUCUUUGCAAACAGUGCAAUGAUUACGUGGGUACAGUCAGCAUUGUACACGAAAACACCCUGAUUUGUUUCAAGAUUGAAAACGUAUAUUUCAAAAAGGGGUAUGAGGAAAUCAGAGGGAAAAGAUUGAAGCACAUUAAAGACAAACUUUUGCGGUAUGGCCUUGAGGUUGUUAAUAUUUCUCAGCUACAACUUCCAGAUGCUAUUGAACAGAAUGAAACUCCUUCAGAGCCGUUGAUUUAUUGCGAUGUACAGAACGGCCUAACUACGGAGCAAGUCUUGUCUUUUACGAAGCAGAUCCCGCGCGGAUAUCAACAAGAAAUGUUUCUGAAAGCCUUGCGCGGAAACACGCUGGUCUACCUUCCCACGGGCUCGGGCAAGACUUUAAUUGCAGCCAUGGUGCUGAGCUGUAUGAAGAAACUAAACCCAAACAAAUUGAUGGUGUUCUUGGUGGACCGCAUACCACUUGUGUACCAACAGAGAGACUACAUCAAGUCCCAAGUUCCAGAUCUCAGAGUGGAGAUAUUAGCGGGAGAUGUUGGACGUUUCCCGGGCGAUAAGUCGCGUUGGAUAGCCACCGUUCAGGCGCUGGCAGAGAAUAAAAUCGAUCUCCUGGUUUUGACCCACCAGAUUUUGUUAAACCUUAUGGCCAGUGAUCCUGUGGUGGUGCGCAUGUCUGAUAUUUCUGUUCUCGUUUUCGACGAGGCCCAUCAUUGCCUUGGAAAUCAUUGCUACAAUCAGGUCAUGAGAGAUUUCUACAGGGUCACAAGUAACAAGUUUAAGCCUCUAGUGCUGGCGCUGACUGCCUCUCCAGCAGGCGCCGAUACACUCCAGGCUACGUCGAAAAAGUUGGAGGAACUUCUGUCGAACCUAUCCGCAUGUGGGCGCAUGCCUUCUCGGUCUACAGACCUAGAGGUGUACUGGAACCGACCGGAUACAGAAUAUCAGGUGGUUCCUCUUAACACCAAGCAAACAGUAUUUGAAUCAAACGUGGAGUUGUACCUCAACUCCUUGAAAGAGCUUAUCGAAUGUGAAGCCAAAUGUCCGCGAGCGCUUGACAAGUUGCAAGUUCUAAAACACAACUACCGCGGUGCUUUGCGUAAGUUGAUUGAACGUUGCUAUGGUGACAAGAGCCGCGUAAAGGGCUUGGCGCUUGGGGAACAUGCCAUGCACAUGCUCAGUGUGAUUGAAGUGAACAACAUCUUGGGGAACGAGUAUGCUGUGGAGUGUCUUGAAGAGUGCAUUAAACAGCUUCGAAUGGCCACAUCCCCUUUGGAACGGCUCAAGAAGAAGCUCGUUGGUUCCUUAAAUGCGCUAAAGGUUCUAGAAUCGUCGAUCAAAGACCUCAGACGAGUUUCAAGCUUUUUCGCGUUCAGCGACAGGUAUCAACACCUCACCAAGGAACUUGAAAAUUUUAUUCUUCGAGUUGAAAAAGACGAAACUUCCAGAGGGAUCAUUUUUGUCAAAAUGAGGAGGACUGCCCACAAGCUCUGUGAACGGCUACGGAAAGAAACUGAAAUUUGCGAAAAAUUGAACCCAGCCUUCCUCGUCGGUCAUGGGCGGGGAAGCGAUGGAAUGGACUGGAGAGGAGAACAAGAGGAAAUCCUCAAGAAGUUACGAUCUGGAGAAGUUAAAUUACUUGUCAGCACGAGCGUUUUAGAGGAGGGACUGGACGUACCAGUGUGUAACCUGGUCAUCCGCUUUGACAGCGCACUGACUGUACGGGGAAUAGUGCAGAGUCGCGGGCGAGCAUCUCGCAGACCCGACAGCCGGUUUGUCGUCAUCUGCAGUGAUUGCAAAGAGCAAACGAACGCGUUCGAUGCUAUCGAAAUUGAAAACAACAUGGAACGCGCAAUGAGGUUGCAACAAUAUUUCACAGCACGAUUACAGGCAGAGUCAUUCGGUUGUGAGAUGAAGAAACCAGACUUGAGCCAACGGUCACAUCUAGUUGAACCGCCGAACAUGGCAUGCACAGAAGAGGAACCACAAGCUGAGGAAGAGGAUGAUGACGUGGAAAAUGAAUACAGUGUCGAAGCAAUGACCAUCCAUGAACGAGGAGAAAGUCUCGCAUCAGGAGGACCCAGAAAGAGAAGAAAGAAGCGUGUUCCAAAUGUACGAAUCGCUAUUUUCAAUGUUGUCACAGAUAGAAACAACAACAAGGAAGUUAGCCAACUGACAGAAUACUUCGAGAGAUAUUUUGAUUUGAAGUCCUUGGCGCCAGAAACCUCUGAAGUUGUUAAAGAUUCUGAGAGUUCAGCAGGCGAGGAGGAGAGCACUUCGGACCAAAGUCACUCAGUCAUUCUUCGCCUACAGUUAGAGCCUUGUGAAGACCAAAUUUUCCGCAAAAAAGAAAAAUUCUUCACUCAUAUCGUUCAGUCGUGGUGUUCGCGUCCCAAAGCGUAUCGAUCUGAAACGGAGAAGCACUGGUUAUAUCGAGAUGAGCCCUCACAGAGUCAAAAGUAUUCCAAACAGGUGCUUGUCAUCAAAGCAGAAGCCAUCAAUCUGGGGUACUUUUGGAAUCGAGCGCAUUUCUGUAUUCACUGGCCUUUCAACUCCACCAGACGGAUGGAAAACAUUCGCGUUGCGUUUCAGCAUGAUCUGCGAACAUUGUUGAUCUGUUUUACAAUGGCUAAUCCAUUCAGUAAAUGGAAGGCAGAUCUGUACAAGCUGCAAAUACGUUACAGCGAACUGAGAGAAUUUGUAUUGGUGGACAAACGGAGCUCAUCUUCGUCUCAAGAGGUAAUAAUCUCCCUGAGGCAUCCUCCACGCAUCUAUAGAGCGAAGAAUUUAAUCAAGAAAGAGCAGGAUGACGAAGAAAACGACUUUGAAGAUUGGUACUUCGAUGAGAACGACUACGACUUCGAUUUUGAUGACGAUCGUGGCUUCUCCAGCGAGUACUCGAGCGAUUCCGAAGAUGAUCAAACGACUUCCGGAGUCAACCGCAGUAGUGCCGAAAGUACUCAAGUGAAGUCCGAAGAUGAUACCGAAGCUCUUUUGACGAGUUCGGAUCUCGCGCGAAUUGACGACGUGGUGAAUUGGGAGCGUGUUACAGAAAUCGGAGACAGCGGGGAAGCUUUUGGUUUGUGCUUCGCCUACAACUUUACCUUUAAGGCGAGUGAAUGGCAACAUGUCAAAGAGGUACUUAAAAGCAUUGCUAGAUAUGACAAGAAGUCGUUCUUUGUUUCUAUGCGCAAAUCUGUGAGACGAUUACCAGAGGUGAACAUUUCCAAGGAGUUACCUUUUGUCGUCAAAUACGCCGCACAAUGUGUUCUGAGUUCCUUCCCAUUCGCCAGGGGUAGAAUCACGACCAAGUUCGCCACUUUGCUUGGAAGCAAACCUGAAAAAACAACAUUGUCUGCCUUGGAAAGACUUGGCACGGCUCUCCAUCGGAAUUUAUUCUGCGAUCCAGAGGCCCGACUCGAAGCCUUGCUGAACGAAACAAAUUUGAAUCUAGGGGGAUUCCCAAAGCAACUGCUACCCGAUCAGUGCGCCAUGAUAAAACGGAUGGUGAUUACACCCACAAGGCUCCUUUACUACACACCAGAGAUCAUGUCCAAAAAUCGUGUCCUUCGCAAUUACAACACAGACCAGUUUUUGUGUGUGAACUUUCGUGAUGAAGACUUCUCGAGGCUCUCAUCCGCAGCUGGAGCCAUUGAUAACAUUUUAGAACGUUUGAGGCGGAUCUUGGACAGCGGAGUGAUCGCAGGCGGGGAUAGAUUCCUUUUUUUGGGAUCUUCCAAUAGUCAGUUGCGCAAUCACGGCUGCUGGUUUGUUCGUCCCAGUCCUCAGCCAGAGGAGAUAAGAAAUUGGAUGGGAGACUUUUCUAGAAUAAGCUGUGUUGCCACAUUCAUGGCGCGAAUGGGUCAGUGCUUUUCGACAUCCAUGGACGCAGUUGGUAUCGACCUCAGUGAAGGGACCGAUUGGGAAAUGGAUAACGACAUUAAAACACUGGAUGGUAGCUACUGCUUCUCCGAUGGUGUGGGAAGAAUUUCGGAAUCUCUUGCUCGCCAGGUCGCCAAGAAGAUAGCCAAGACCUUUUUGCCUUCCGCAAUCCAAGUUCGCUUUGCUGGAUGUAAAGGAGUUCUAACACUUGAUCCCAGGCUUCCAGACAACAUAGCGGUCUUCCGCCCGAGCAUGCGCAAGUUUGAAAGCUCCCAUCGACGGAUUGAAGUGCUACAGACCUCUCGUCCCCAGGCCGUUUUCUUGAAUCACCAGUUGAUUAUUCUUUUGUCGAAUCUCGGUAUCCCGGAUGAUGUAUUCAUGAAAUUACAGCGUGAUAUGUUGGACCGAUUGGCAGGAAUGCUUGUAAACGAACAGCUGGCUUCUCAGCAGAUGACUUCGGGGGCCAAAACUGGCAUCGCUUACACGAGCCUGUCUCAAGCUGGAAUACAACUGACUACUGAACCCUUUUUUAAGUCUUUGUUGGUAGCACUGUACAAAGAGCGAAUGCAAAAUCUGCUUAGUCGAGCCCGCAUUCUCCUUCCACCAGCGGAGGCUCGACUUAUGAUAGGUGUCAUGGAUGAGACGGGGACCUUAAAGCCAGGCGAGGUAUUUGCACAGUAUUCAGCGACUUCCAAUGACCCUGAUCACGAAGGAGAAUUCAGUAAAUCAAAAAAGCAUAUCCUCAAAGGACCGGUAGUGAUAACAAGAAAUCCUUGUCUCCAUCCCGGGGAUGUCAGACAGCUGACCGCAGUAUACGCGGCUCAACUCGUUCAUUUGGUGGACUGUGUCGUGUUUCCUAAUCAUGGACCACGCCCUCAUCCGAGUGAAAUGGCAGGUGGAGAUCUCGAUGGCGACCUGUACUUUGUCUGCUGGAAUAAAGAGCUUUUGCCAAAGAGAAAACUUUUUCCACCGAUGAAUUACGAAGCACCCCCUAAAAAAAUAGUCCACGGACCAAUUCAAAUACAUCACAUGACCGAAUUUGUAGCCGAGUAUAUCCGGUUUGACCAGCUUGGUGUGAUUGACAACGCACAUAAAGCACAUGCCGAUUGUGACGAGGGAGGGGUCGAGUCGUCACUAUGUCUUAAAUUAGCUGAGCUUCAUUCAUUAGCAGUUGACGCUCCAAAGACGGGGAAAUGGCCCGAAAUGCCCAAAGAGGCGAAAGUCUUAAAGUUUCCUGAUUUCAUGAUGAAAUCCGACAAACCCAGCUACCCUUCAGACAAGGUUUUGGGAAAGCUUUAUCGGGAGUGCAGAGCAUUUAAAGACAGUAUAGGGAGAGAGGUUCCACGAAAGAAACCACACAUCGACUCCGCUUUAUUAGUGCCCCAUUUCCAGAGGUACCAAGACGAAGCAAAGGAGCUGUAUGAGGAAUACUCCAACCAGCUUCAAACGCUGAUGAACCUCUACGGAAUUGAGACAGAAGCCGAGCUGCUCUCGGGCUGUUUUCUUAAAGUACACUCUCGUCUUGGAAGAGAAAAAGUCGAGAUUGCUGACCUAGUUGGGCAAAUUCUCACUAAAAUACGCGAAAGCUUUCGGAGAAGGUUCUUCAGAGAGUUCGAAGUGAACGAAGAUAUUCGAGGAGCCGAAGAUGUUAUUUCCGAAGAAAUGCGAAGAAAGGCCUCGGCCUGGUAUUACGUGGCGUACAGCAACAAGCAAUCGACCGACGCAGCAGAAAAUGUCCCGGAUGGAACCCCUUCAAAGCAGUUCUUAAGCUUUCCGUGGCUGGUUGAUGACGUUAUGCUGUCAAUCAGAACAGAAAGAGCAUUUGAGGAACAGGAGUCUCCAAGCAUCGUAGAGUCGAUUAAUGAAAGCGUUUUGAAGGUCUUUGAGAAAGACAGAAGAAUUCUCUUGCCGUGUUUUGAAGAAAGACUUCAGAAAAAGAAUCUAAUUUCUAGAGAAAUUCCUGGAAUGAGUCUUGCUUUAUUCGGUUCUUCAGCGACACUUCUCUUCAGAACAGAUUCGGAUCUUGAUCUUUGUGCGCUAAACUCUGUGCGCAUCGCGCGACGAAAAGGAUUGGAUCGAGAGGAACAGAUCGCCUUAUUGACGAAAUUACACCCAAUCAUGAAGAAGCUGUUUAAGCAUGCGCGUCUGGUGGAGUCCGCUAAGGUUCCGGUGAUUUCUUGCCAGAACCCGUCCAAUUAUGGGGGUCCCUUGGUUAAAGUAACAGGUGAUCUCUCAGCCUCAUGGGAAGGUCUCCUCAAAGCUAUUGUGUUAUCCAGCUACAUAAGAUCAUACCCAGGUCUCUUGCCAGUUCUCCGUCUCCUCCUCAGUUGGGGUCAUGUGACGGGGCUCGCAGGACAUGGUGUUGAGGCAGGGAUUAAGUCAAAUGAGCUAACUUUCUUGUUGCUGAUGUUCUGCGCUUCCAAGAAUUUGGUGCAAAAUUUCAACAUGGAAAGUGUUUGGGAAAGGUGCUUACAGAUUUCAACUGGACAAGUGAGCGACAUAGUUCUUAUCCAGGAGUGGCGAGAUGUUCUUGCAUCUUUACCGUCAUUGGAAUCCUCAGAAAACGAGGCCAGUGUUCCAAUCACUCUCGGUGAUGAAGAAAUCGGUGAGAUCCUGCUGACUUUUUUCCAAGCUUACAACUCCACCCUCGAAGCAGAAAUUCCUCAACCAUUUGCGUCACUAUUAGGCGUGGCCAAACUAUCAGAACUGCUGGACGCAGAACACUUGCGCCUGCUCAAGGAGCACAUGCAACGCGCUUUUCAUCUGUUGGCACUUUACGGUGACGUUGAAGUGCUUCUUACAAUCAGUGCAUCAGAAAUCGACCGUGUUAUUUUCUUGUCAGAGGAGCUGUCAUAUGCCAUGGCGGGCUCAGAAAGGCAUAACGCGUAUGAGUUGUCGAAAAAGACUGGUGCGAGAGUAACAAUUCGUCCCAGUCUCCCCGGAUCAGGAUUUGGUCUUGUUCUUCAAGCUAUUGGUACUGAGUCUGCUGUGGCGUCAGUAGAGCGAGCACUGAAUGCCAUGGCAACGCAAGCCUUGCGUAAUAGGGCUGCCAUCAUGUCAGUUUGCUUCGUUAAGGAAGCCAAACUCAUGGUGAUAGAAGGUUCUCUCAGUGACGAUGACCGCAUCACUUUGGUGCCGUACUACGGAAAUCACCACCCCACCCAUGAUAGUCUGGCUUUGUACGUGCCCAUGCUGAUAAAUCCGAGAUCUGACCUUAGGCGUAUAGGAGCCGCCUUUACCCGAUAUGAGUUCCAAAGCUUUAAGGAGAAGUUUCUCACUCAAGUUAAGGUGAUAGAGAGGGAUUUUGUGCCUUCCAUUCACGGUGAAAUGGAGUUCGCCGUUCACUUCGGACGCAUUUAUGUUUUAAAUAUUCCGAAAUCAUUUACUGAGGACACAGAAUCGCCAACUGUUAGUGUGUUCCAAACAAAUCUGUCACGUGGUUACAAACCUCGACCCAGUGUGCUCUCCACCACUCCUAGAAAUGACAAAAAGUACGUCAAGACUCUAAAAAGUCGAAAAGUUAAGAAGCGAAAGAACAACGAAGUCGGGGAGGAUGGCAAAAAGGCACCAAACCGGAAACCCUCUCGAAGCUCAUUCUUUACAAUCGUUACAUCGCAUGAGAAAAUCAUGGGUUUUCUGAUGCAGCGCGGGUUUUUAGAGGAAAAAAGCUCAGAGUCCUACCUGGUUGAAAUACACACGGAUCACGAAUUCUGUGUUCUCACAGAUGGAGCUUUUAAUUUUCUCGAAAUCAUGUAUCCCAAGCUGCGCUGGUGUGCGGUAGAUGUGAAGAGGUCUUGGCGGGAAAAUCCCGAAGAUCAUGACAUCACUGAUCUAGACGGAGUCGAGACUGAUGUCCGUUUCUUAUUACAGACCCGCCAUGCACUGCGCUCAGAGGACAUACGUGGAACUGCUUAUGAACAGUACCGUGAUACCUUGCAGCCUCAACAUUCCGCACAGGCUUCCCGAUGUCCUUAUGUAGUUAAACCGGAAGUUUGGAAGGAGGUGGCCUUGAUUCGACACAAAAAGUCCCGGAUAUACAAGCUGAGCGAAGACUUAGCAAUGCAAAGCGAGUUUAGGAAAGCCCUUCGUAUCAGUGUGAACGAGGUUACUGAGUAUUCUCGACCCACAAAACACGUAUCUGACUUCAGUAAAGUUAUGACACGAUGGGAAGUUGUCACCAAGGCUGGAUUACCCAACAGUUGGAGUAAUAGCGAAGCUGUGGAGAAGCUAUUGAGGGAUAUCUGGGCCUUUGCUUUUACUUUGGCCUCGCAUUUAUCCGACUAAAAGAAAAGACACUGAACUGUUUUAUCCUAAGUGACAGAUUUUUUUUCUCUCCACAAGCUUGUGUAAGUUAGCUCGCUCCGCCAUUCAUAGCGAGUGUAAAUAACGCGAUAAAAGUCUCUCAGAGCUUGAGGUGCUAAAGCGAGAGAAACCCGCCACCCAUUUGAUAAGGCUGAUCUUGAUAACUGAGGACUUACUCUUUAGAACAAUGGCAAUUACUUUGAAAUGCGAUGCUAGCUUGACUUCAGAAGAAUAGAUUUGUGCGGCUCUACAAGUAGCUGUAAUUUGUAGUGGGAAAUUCAGCCAGAGGUUGUUUCCAAAUCUCAAGAACGUGGAAGAAGUAUUUCCCCUUAGCUAUAGAGCUGUCGAGGUUUCCUUCCCCCGGCCUUUAAUUCAUGUAAAAUCGAGUUUGACCCUUUACACUCUAACAUCAGUAUGCAUAUUCUCCAUACUACUCUCUACACAUUUCCUGGGUUACUGAGAAGGAGAAUUUGUUAAACAAUCAAGAGCAUUUUAAGUGGUUGAUUAUAUCCUUUCUUCCUGUGACAAUAAUUUGUGAUUCAGGAACGAUAUUGGAAGGAGAAAUUAGAUGUUGGUCACUCUUAGGCAUCAAAGGACUAAGUUCAUAUGACAACAUUCCCUGUUUAUUAAUUUCCAUGGGACAAUAAAGCGAUUCA
Molecule: messenger RNA, 9225 nt
Organism: Pocillopora verrucosa
Lineage: Eukaryota; Metazoa; Cnidaria; Anthozoa; Scleractinia; Pocilloporidae
Biological process (GO): siRNA processing
Cellular component (GO): nuclear RNA-directed RNA polymerase complex
Molecular function (GO): ATP binding; hydrolase activity; RNA-directed RNA polymerase activity
Source: RefSeq, a predicted model, not a curated record